UUUUUUUUUGAUUCUCAUCUUAUCAGCUUUAUUUUUUCCUUUUAUAUAUAAUAGUUUAGUUUGUAUGGUAGAAAGUGGACAACAACGGAUCAAGACGAAAGCAUUACAACGAUUAGCAAGGUGGCCUACAACUUCACCUUCAUCGUCUAUGACAAACUGGUCAGAUUCGAGAAAGUAUAAUAUGGAUUCUACUACUUCUUUUCAAUCUAUUGAAAAUGAGAAUUUGGUUCAAGGAUCUCUUUAUAUUAUUAAAGUCAAGAUUGUUACCAUUUCUCUAUUUGAAGGUUGGAAUGAUGAUAUGUGCUGCUUCUCUGUACUACGAUCUGAUACAGGAUCUAUGCGGUGGUCAGAAGCAAGAUAUCUGCCUGGUGACUUUGAUGCCUUUGAUGCAUUUGACGAAGCUGGCAAUCCACCUGUUUAUUUUUGGACAAGAUAUUUAAGAAUCCAAGUACCUGUCAAUUGGUUUUCUCUAUUUGAAGAAGCUCGAAGACGACAACGUGUGUGGGCUUUGGAUUUACAACAACAACUUAUUUAUCAACAACAAAACGAUGAUCACACUAUGAAUGCUAGUACUGGCAAUGAUGACGAUAUUCUCACUUUCCCCUUACCUCCUUCUUCUAUCUCAAGCUUACCAUUAGAUACCCACAACAAAACAGACCCUACUUCUGAUGAUGUUCAUUCUACUCGUGACGUCUCUUUAUCUCAAGUGCGUCAUGGUUCUCCCACGAUCUUCUCUAAUGUAUAUGAAUCACAGCAACAUCCAACAGCAAACAAUGAUUAUCAAUAUGAUGAUUAUCUAGCAACAAUCGACAUGGACCAAACAACAUCAAUACCACAAUCAACCGGAGCAGCAUUUCCUUCAUCAUCAUCCUCUUCUUCCAUCAUUUUACACAACAAUAAUAAUCAAUCACCACACACUCCUAAAAAUGAUUCGAUAAUCUAUUCUCCUGUCUCAUCCGUUAGACAUCGUCGUUCGUCUACAGCCUUAUUUUCUGAUAUGGGCAACACCAAGUCAACCGUUCCUUCUAAAGACAAGUCUUUACCAAAUCAUCAGGAUAAUGAAGAUGGAUCAUCUCAUUGGCCCAACGAUAAUAGUAGUAAUAUCAGUCAUCAUCAUUCAACCAGAACUAAAUCUAUCAAAUCGGUCUCUAUCAAGUCUCUCUCCAAACAUCGAAAAUCAGUCCUUGGAUUAUUUUAAAGUACUAUUAUCCAUCCUUCCACUCAAUAUUAGUCAUUUACCUCAUAGUCAUAGUUAUUUUCAUUUGUCGUACCCCUUUUUUUUUUUUAUUUUCAUUUGAAUCAUCUUUUAAUAAAUUAUGCAUCAAAUCAUUCAUUAUUGAUCUUAUAAAUUAUUACCAUCAUUAUUUUCAUAUACAAUUCACGUGAGGGUCAUCAUAUUAUACAUAUAUAUAAUACAGCAUGAAUACGUUCUUUU
Molecule: messenger RNA, 1435 nt
Organism: Halteromyces radiatus
Lineage: Eukaryota; Fungi; Mucoromycota; Mucoromycetes; Mucorales; Cunninghamellaceae
Exons: 4
Coding region: 65-1198 (377 amino acids)
Source: RefSeq, a predicted model, not a curated record